ACUUGCCAUCGGACGCACGUUGCGAUCAACUUACCCGGAACACCGUCUUCAAUCCCAAGCUUAUGAAGAUACGCGGGGGAGUUUACAGUCUAAAAUGGAAUACAAACCAGGAUCACCUCCACCUGUUCACAAUGUGCUCCGACCCCAUCAUAUCGACGUUUUCGCGAUGAUCUUGCUCGCGUUCAAAGAGUUCUAUGGAAAACUCCCAUCGAAAUUUCUGCUCUACAUCUAUAGAUUUCUCAUUCUUGAGGUUAGCGAGGCCGUUCAGCCAGCAACUCAUCAGGAGACCGUGGAUUUCUUAAAGGGAGCACCACAAAUAAACAAUUUGAACGUUCAGAAUUAUAUACUGGCGUUCGAGUCUGCGCCAAAGCAGUUGACAAGCGUCGCCCAGUUCACUAGCUUUUUUCACAGUGCUCCUCCAAUAUAUACCGACAAGAGUGGGGACGAGUUUCGUCGAUCACCGUUCGGCUUUUUCUGUCGGCGAUGUUAUGUAGCUUAUGCCCGGCUUUCUUUCUAUGGUGACUACCAAUCCUGGUGCGCAGGUGACACCAAAGCAGGAUGUGGUCCCGUUGAAAAAGAUCUUCUGACCGGAGAUGUUUGGUUGUUCACAACUAUGAGCGAUUAUGGUUUAACGGCACACCCGGAACCUUUCGAAGUAUGGGAAAAGGGUCGUGACACCGGCGAUGAUGUCAUUGGACCUGAGAACUUGCGGAGGUACUUCGAACAAAUGUUUCACACCAACAACGAUUCUGGAAUACGUCAAAACGCCUUGUUAAACCUUAUACGUAUGCAUUAUGUACGCAAAGAGUAUGCUGCUGCAAGCAAGCUAUUACAAGAAGCAAUCUCGGUUGCACGUACUUGUGGGGACCGCAUUACAUUGCAGCACUGUAUCAGUAUGCUCCACCGGUUGCCCACAUCAAGUGGUGUACCAGUGCUGAAUGAAAUUCAGCCUGACCUUCACCCGUUUGAGGUUUUGUAUGAUGUAGCGAAAUUGCUUCAGCCACAGAGCGGUCAACCGUUAACUCUUGCCUUUGAGAAGCUUUCGCAGGCUAUUGGACUAUACAAUAGUUGGGUUGAUCUGAAAAAAAUUUCUCCCCAUGAACGAGAGCGUCUUGGUCUGCAUGCAAUGCAAGCGGUAUUGUGGAGUGCUCUGGGGUGUCACAGCCUUGCUAAGGUGGAGGAAUCGAUCAUACAAGCAUUUUCGCGCUGGGGAGAUGACGAUCCAAAUCGACUCAACUCUGUUUUAAAUCAAGCUUACAGAAUGGCAAGGAACGGCUUGUAUCAGGAUGCUCUGACGCUACUGGUACAGCCUCGCACAUGGCGUGGUCUAUCAUUAGACCUCUAUCAGGAAUGGGCAAACAUGAUAUGGCACAUAUUGGCGUUGAGAACUAGCCGGAGAGGGCAGCGUCGGCUUUUCCAUGACUUUUUACUUCCUCGGCAACCAUCAACAUCAACAUUUGUUUCAAAGGAGUAUUUUUUCGACGACAGCCCAACCCCGCUACCACCAAUGAGCGAUGAGCUGCACCAGGUCAUGAGUGCACGGCGGCAUGGACAAGCUGUUACAGCGAUCCAACCUCUGUUACAGUCCCUUUGGAACUCUGAGUUUCAAGGGAGGUUUCCCUUGUAUAGGCUGGGCAUCGUUCUGCUAGCGGACGCUGGUCUUGGGUUUGGCAUGUCCAAGCAUUGCCAGUCUUUGAUAGAGGGAAUAUUACCUCAACUUCUCCCUGGUCAUGAUGUUGAACACCGUGCACUCGCCUGCUACACCUUAGGCAGAUGUAUCAUUGCUUCCUCUGAUGCUGAACCAGCGAAACUAAGAAGUGCUCUGCCUCAUCUCCUGAUGGCAGAGAAUGACUACGUACACCUCGAAAUGUUCGAAGCAGCCUCCGAUGUUCAGUGGUUGUUGAUGGUCGUGUACCAUAAUCUUGGGAUGACAACAGAGGGGGCAGCCGUGUACGAGCGGUACAAUUGUUCUACUGCAAGGAUAAGGAUGUACGAGGAGAGCCCUGUGGACGAAGAAGCAGAGAAAGUGUGGACACUCGUAACAGAUGUCGGGGCUCUGCUGGCAGGAAGAUAACUUGAUCUGGGUAACGCAAGCAUUCACGUCGGCCUCUAAAUGGUAUUGAUAUACUUUCAUGGCUUCUGCCUCGCAUAGUACGCUAGCAUUACUGGGCACUGGAGUACUCCAUACCAUUGUGUACCAUGUAUCGUCGCAAUACAUUCUCACAUCACAUUACCCACCGGCCUCCGAAGACGUGUACACCACCCACUUGAUGGACUGAUUACGAGCACGGUAAGCAGCCACUCAGUCUUCAGUGUUUACCUCCUAUUAUCACGACAAAUGACUCACCCAAACUUGAGGGCACUCUCUGGAAUUUUUGUGGUUCCGCGUCAAAAUCUGGUCCGAACACA
Messenger RNA from Pisolithus orientalis, 2409 nucleotides. RefSeq lists its product as uncharacterized. Gene Ontology annotation, biological process: positive regulation of mitotic metaphase/anaphase transition; protein K11-linked ubiquitination; anaphase-promoting complex-dependent catabolic process. Gene Ontology annotation, cellular component: anaphase-promoting complex. The coding region runs from base 95 to 2074 and encodes 659 amino acids. The transcript has 18 exons. NCBI's taxonomy places the organism in Eukaryota, Fungi, Basidiomycota, Agaricomycetes, Boletales, Pisolithaceae. The record is from RefSeq and is a predicted model, not a curated record.